Sinocyclocheilus grahami is the source of this 1630-nucleotide messenger RNA. RefSeq names its product homeobox protein Hox-A5a-like. Gene Ontology annotation, molecular function: DNA-binding transcription factor activity, RNA polymerase II-specific; RNA polymerase II cis-regulatory region sequence-specific DNA binding. Lineage: Eukaryota; Metazoa; Chordata; Actinopteri; Cypriniformes; Cyprinidae. The coding region runs from base 552 to 1355 and encodes 267 amino acids. Gene Ontology annotation, cellular component: nucleus. The transcript is spliced from 2 exons. Gene Ontology annotation, biological process: anterior/posterior pattern specification; regulation of transcription by RNA polymerase II. The record is from RefSeq and is a predicted model, not a curated record.
UUUUUGAAUCUACUAAAUCUAUUAGACCUUCUGGUGCGCGUGUUUUGUGUGCAGGUCACGGCGCAUUGUUUCAGCAGAUACAAUUUUUCUACCGCAGAGUCGUUACCCUUUGAAUGACCCCAUCGCGUGCUCGCCUCCAGUCUGAUGGUUUAGGUAGUCCCGCCUAUAACCAGAGGGUGGCGCGCCGCUACAAUCUUGCAGAGCACACAACAGCUAGCUCGGUGAAACUCUUGUUGCGCGCUCCCGUGUCCAAACAAUUCCACCCUGAUUUCCUGCUUACGCGUGAGUUUACCGCUGGAGGUCACAGAAUAGGAUUUACGACUGGUCAACAAAAACACGUGACUCUAAGCCGUACCCCAUAUUUGGGAGUCUACGUAAGGGAGCAUUAAGUCUGUGUCUCACUCAUUUCCAUAAUUCAUCAUAAAUUUUGCAAGGGUGCAAUAGAAGCUCAAAACCACCAAGAGACACAAAUCAAACACACACGGUAGAACUGUUCUCUCCAUAAAGGUAGUUGUAGUAACUAAAAAUAAUUAUAAGGUAACUGUCAACCAAUGAGCUCUUAUUUUGUGAACUCAUUUUGCGGUCGCUAUCCAAAUGGCGCGGACUAUCCCUUACAUAACUAUGGAGAUCAUAGCUCUAGUGGCCAAUGCAGAGAUUCUACGGGAAUGCAUUCGGGCAGGUAUGCUUUUGGCUACAAUGGAAUGGAUCUCAGCACCGGGCGCUCUACCACCGGACACUUUCUCUCAUCUGGUGAGCAAACUCAAAGCUACACAGACAGUCCAACUGAGACGCCUGACCGGUACAAUCAACCGGUUACCGCGAGCAGCGCUGAGCCUUCCUCUGACCCUCUCCCCUACUCAUCCUUAGCCAACUCUCCUGUCAGCGAGCAGUCACACCGCGCCCUGAAAACCUCACUACCGAGCACCGCUGGCUCUGCGACCAACAGCAUCGGGACGGCUCUCAGUCGCGAGGACGUUUCUAAAGCGUCCAGCACUAUGGAGGAAGAAAAGCCACCGGGAAGUGCGCAGACACACAGAAGUGCACAGAAUGUAUCCGAGGCGCCGCAGAUUUAUCCAUGGAUGCGAAAACUUCAUUUAAGUCAUGACAGUUUGACCGGACCGGAGGGGAAAAGGCCAAGGACAGCCUACACACGUUACCAGACACUUGAGCUUGAGAAGGAGUUCCACUUCAACCGGUACCUGACACGUCGCCGACGAGUUGAGAUUGCACACACGCUCUGUCUCUCAGAGAGGCAAAUCAAAAUAUGGUUUCAAAACCGCAGAAUGAAAUGGAAAAAGGACAACAAGUUGAAGAGUAUGAAUAUGGCGGCUGCAGGAAGCGGAUACCGGCCGUGAAAAUGUGUAUAUAUUAUAUAUCUGCAUAUAUAAAUUAAAUCUGUUAGUGUUUGAAUAGGUAUGUGUGCACGGGUGCGCGUCUGUUUCCUUAUUCUAAGUGUGUGUUCAAAAAGGGGAUGAAGACUUUGCCCAUUUCACAAAAGAACUUUCCACUGGUCUUGAGAGAGUGAACGCCCCGUGUUGCGUCCUUGGUCAGAAAAAAAUCAAACAAACACUUCCUCUCUGUGUUUUCAUGUAAUGUUGCGAAUGUGGAUAGAUCUUUGCACUGUCUUAGA